AUGAACCAGAAAUCAACCUCGGUGAUCCGCGCACGCCCCGAUCAGGCAAGGCGCAUUCGAAAGGCAUUCGAGAAGAGACGUCGGACAUCCGUCAAUCUGGACUUUGACGCCCGCGUCCCCAUCCCCUUCAGUGUCUUCCCGUCGUCGUACCGGAGUGACGCUGUCUCUGAAACUACUCACACGAGAGUAGAGGGAGAAGUCCAACUCGAUCGUACUUCGCGCGUCGAACGGGAAGAUACGAAGGGCCCCCUCCCCGACCCUCGUGUCUACGGAAAAGAAGAAGUCGAUUUCCGCAUCAAGGAAGAUCGUUCCGGUCCCUAUCAGCAGCGCAACUACGCGGCCGAGGUUGAUCUCACCCGUGAACGCUACCCCAACCACCAGUCCUCUGUUCGCUUCGAGGACCGUCAAGUCUACGACCAGACCGUCGAGAACCAACUCGACGUCACCGAGAGAGAUUACCGUCGCCGGACCUCUCCAAACCCCCAGUUCGACGUCUCUUACGACCGUCGCUACCAGGAACCCGUAGACUACGAGUACUCCCCGGCUCAGUCCGUCGACGUCUCGUACAACCGCUCCUACAAGCCCCAGCCCCAGUCCCUCUACCAAGGCGAUAGCUACCAGCUCGAGGUCGAAGCCACCCAGACUUCUGCUCCUCGUUACCACUCCGCCCCUACCGAAGUCCAGACCACUGUCCGUGACGUACCCCGUAAGAUGGGCUACUACGACGACGAAGGCCAGUACCACUCCUUCCGCCGUGGUGUUGAACGCGCCGCCGACCGCAUCAUGCACCCCUUCCACCACCACGACCGCGAGGAGGUUGUCGCGGGAGACGAGCGUGGCCCUGCCCGCUUCAGCGACGGCAUCCGCGAGGAUGUCCGCAUCGUCGAGCCCCGCGGCCGCGGUGCCUCCGGCGAGACCGUCCCCAUCCCCUGCCACUUCAUCCGCAUUGGCGACAUCCUGAUCCUGCAGGGCCGUCCCUGCCAGGUCAUCCGGAUCUCCGUGUCUCCCCAGACCGGCCAGCACCGCUACCUCGGUGUGGACCUGUUCACCCGCCAGCUGCAGGAGGAGUCCAGCUUCGUCGCCAACCCCUCUCCCUCCGUCGUUGUCCAGACCAUGCUGGGCCCCAUCUACAAGACCUACCGCAUCCUCGACCUCCGUGACGACGGCAAGCUCGUCGCCAUGACCGAGACCGGCGAUGUCAAGCAGGGUCUGCCCGUCAUCACCCAGGGCCACUUGUUCAAGCGCAUCCGUGAUGCCUUUGCCGACGGCCGUGGCUCCGUCCGUGCCCUUGUCAUCAACGACGGUGGCCGUGAGCUCGUCGUCGACUUCAAGGUCAUUCACGGCUCUCGUCUGUAA
This is a messenger RNA of Penicillium cinerascens, 1356 nucleotides long. RefSeq names its product putative Woronin body protein HexA (gene hexA). The coding region runs from base 1 to 1356 and encodes 451 amino acids. The record is from RefSeq and is a predicted model, not a curated record. The transcript is spliced from 3 exons. Gene Ontology annotation, molecular function: ribosome binding; RNA binding; translation elongation factor activity. Gene Ontology annotation, biological process: positive regulation of translational elongation. NCBI's taxonomy places the organism in Eukaryota, Fungi, Ascomycota, Eurotiomycetes, Eurotiales, Aspergillaceae.